AUGUCAUCAAUAAAGGAAGAAAGUCUUGUUAACAAUCCUCAUCACAACUAUGUUCCUCUUGAUUCAAAUUUACUAAGAGAUUUAGAUACUACUGGUGGUAUUCACAGUUCUAUACUAUCAAGCAUUGAAGAUUUAAUAAAACAAAUUGUUAAAGAUACUCAGAAGUAUAUUACUAGUUUUACAAAUGGGGAUAUUUCAAAGUUGGAUGAAUCAUAUAUUUUAACUCAGGCAGAGAACUUAAAAAAUGCUAUAGUUACCCAAUUUGAAUUACAAAAUUAUGAUAGAUCAAUAAAGAUAUCAAAAACCAAAAUAAAAGAUAAUAUGAGACGUGAUGCCCAACUUGAUGAAGAACAGUUGGAGGAAUUAGCAGAUGACAAUAUAUCAGAUAUGAUUGAGAAAGAUUACUAUUCGUUCAACAGUACUCAACAAGGAUUGCUCUCUACGGUUAUUAAAUCAAAUGCGGAUUAUCAAUUACUUAAAAAUGUGGUUUUUAUUGUAAAUAAUCCUGAAGAUCCAAUUCCUGAUGAAGAAGACGAUGAAGAAUUAAAUGUGGCAGGUGGUAAGGUUUCAUUAAAAGAUCCAAUUUCCUUACAAUACUUUCAAGAUCCAGUUUGUUCUAAGAGAUGUAAACAUACUUUUGAAAAAAGUUCUAUUCAAUCUCAUUUUUCAAAAGGUGGUUCGAAUUGUCCUAUUGAUGGAUGUUCCCAAACUAUAACACGAGCAGAUCUUUAUCCUGAUCAAUUAAUGAGAAUAAGAGUAUCGAUUUAUAAAAAGUUGGAGGAGAAAGAACGUGAAGAAGAUGACGACUUAGAAAGAGUUAUAUAG
Molecule: messenger RNA, 825 nt
Organism: Scheffersomyces coipomensis
Lineage: Eukaryota; Fungi; Ascomycota; Pichiomycetes; Serinales; Debaryomycetaceae
Gene: MMS21
Product: SUMO ligase
Exons: 1
Coding region: 1-825 (274 amino acids)
Biological process (GO): protein ubiquitination; double-strand break repair via homologous recombination; protein sumoylation
Cellular component (GO): nucleus; Smc5-Smc6 complex
Molecular function (GO): SUMO ligase activity; ubiquitin-protein transferase activity; zinc ion binding
Source: RefSeq, a predicted model, not a curated record